AUGGCUAUCAUAUCAGCAAAGUUUGUAUUUGUAGUUUCGGUUUUAGUAGUUAGCUUAUUCUUAGAGAUCACUAAUGGACAUCAACUCAGUGAGGAUCAAAUCCUUCGUGAAUCUUUAAGAUUUAGGAUUGGACAUCGUCAUGGACAUGGACAUGGACAUCAUCAUGGGCAUCGACAUGGACAUCAUCAUCAGCCACCUACUCCGCCAGUUGAGGAGCCACCACCAGUUGAGGAGCCACCAGUGUUUCCACCGUCAGGUGAGGGCCAACCAAUGCCUCCGCCAACAGGUGAUGAGCCACCAUGUCGCUGUGACGCGCCGUCUCCAUUACCAUCACUAGUUGAUGAUCAGCCUUGAGAUAUGCUC
This is a messenger RNA of Solanum pennellii, 363 nucleotides long. Its product is annotated as forkhead box protein B2-like. The transcript has a single exon. Lineage: Eukaryota; Viridiplantae; Streptophyta; Magnoliopsida; Solanales; Solanaceae. The record is from RefSeq and is a predicted model, not a curated record. Bases 1 to 354 code for a protein of 117 amino acids.